AUGAUGCCUGUGGAUACUACACCCCUUGACGAACAGAUCCCCGAACCGGGUCAUUGGCCUGUUGAUCCUCAGGAAGAUGUACCUAUCUCCGAGGAUCGCAUCUGGGUCGAUGGAUGUUUCGAUUUUAGCCACCACGGUCAUGCCGGUGCAAUGCUUCAGGCACGUCGUUUGGGGAAAGCCCUAUACGUCGGGAUCCAUUCGGAUGAGGCAAUUUUGGAGAACAAAGGGCCAACUGUCAUGUCGUUAGACGAACGGUAUGUCUCAUCUCUCCUCAGUCAGCUCACAGGCUCUCUAAUCCUCCAGCUGAACCGCAGGGUCUCGGCAGUCAAUGCCUGUCGGUGGGCCACUCAAAGCGUCCCUCAUGCCCCUUAUGUGACAUAUCUGCCUUGGGUCUCUCACUAUGGCUGCAAGUAUGUAGUCCAUGGAGACGACAUUACAUCAGACAGCGACGGCAAUGAUUGCUAUCGAUAUGUCAAAGCGGCCGGCCGUUUCAAAGUUGUUAAACGAACCCCCGGGAUAUCCACGACAGACUUGGUAGGCCGUAUGCUACUCUGUACUAAGAAUCAUUUUAUCAAGUCUGUCAAAGACACGCUCGCAGGAAAGGAGGGAUCGGGGAGCCCCGAAGAACGAGAGGCAUCUGCUGCUGAUCUUCUGCAGAGGAUUCGAGACUAUGCAACCGACGAAAGCGGCCUUCAACCUGGUCCACAGGUCUGGACAUGGACAGGAACCGAAACUGCAAAGAUGGACCAUUUGGUUGAGGAAGCAGGUGUCUUUGAGACUCUAGUGGAUGGGAAGGGCCCUCGGCCCGGACAGCGCAUUGUAUAUGUGGACGGAGGGUUUGACCUGUUUUCUUCAGGUCAUAUUGAGUUCCUCCGCAAAGUCGUGGAGAUGGAAGAGGCAGAAGCCCGUCGGCGAGGUUGGUAUGAACCUGACCAGGUUGCUCUGCGCGGUGGGGACGAUUACGGCCCAGCAUACAUAAUUGCUGGUAUUCAUGACGACGGUGUGAUCAACCACUGGAAAGGAUUGAACUAUCCCAUCAUGAACAUCUUCGAGCGUGGUCUCUGUGUUCUCCAGUGCCGGGUAGGCGAUCCUAGGAAUUUCAUGUCAACCCGCCUGCUGACCCUUUCUCAGUACAUUCAUGCAGUGGUGUUCUCCGCUCCAUUUUCCCCAACUCAGCCCUACCUGGAAUCUUUGCCUCUAGGCGUACCCAGUGUCGUCUACCAUGGACCGACAACCUUUAUUCCAUUAACAUAUGACCCAUAUGAAGCACCCAAGAAGAUGGGUAUAUUCCAAGAGGUGGAGCAGCACGCCUUUCAGCAUGUAAAUGCUGGAGAAAUCGUGGGCCGAAUCUUGAAGAGUCGAGAGGCAUAUGAAGCACGACAACGAGCUAAGCUCCGAAAGGGAGUCGCUGAAGAUCUUGUCAAGUCACAAGAGCAGGCCCAGGCUUAG
Molecule: messenger RNA, 1449 nt
Organism: Penicillium chermesinum
Lineage: Eukaryota; Fungi; Ascomycota; Eurotiomycetes; Eurotiales; Aspergillaceae
Product: ethanolamine-phosphate cytidylyltransferase
Exons: 2
Coding region: 1-1449 (482 amino acids)
Biological process (GO): phosphatidylethanolamine biosynthetic process
Cellular component (GO): cytoplasm
Molecular function (GO): ethanolamine-phosphate cytidylyltransferase activity
Source: RefSeq, a predicted model, not a curated record